Messenger RNA from Procambarus clarkii (red swamp crayfish), 2421 nucleotides. The record is from RefSeq and is a predicted model, not a curated record. Lineage: Eukaryota; Metazoa; Arthropoda; Malacostraca; Decapoda; Cambaridae.
ACCCGCGCCACAGAAUUACGAGUCCUGCGCGCUAUCCACCAGGCUACGAGGCCCCUUGGAUGUAACUACCUUAUCCAGACAGCAAUUGGCCUUGUUAAACGACGUUUGGGUGACUGAUUCACCCAAAUUUGAUUCCUUCCCGAGUUUCGGACAAGUAACUCGGCAGUCAUACUAUAGAAUUGAUCUAUAACAACAGUCACAGGUAAUGAGUCAGGUGCUGGUGCAACUGUGCACAAUAAACAAACCAAUUAUAUAGUGAGCACAAACGUUCAAGAAGACAGCAGGAGGUGAGCACUGAGCACCAUCAUGGUAGUGUUGUCACUCGAGCAAGAACAGUCACUGGAGCAACAACAGUCACUGGAGCAAGAACAGUCACUGGAGCAAGAACAGUCACUGGAGCAAGAACAGUCACUGGAGCAAGAACAGUCACUGGAGCAAGAACAGUCACUGGAGCAAGAACAGUCACUGGAGCAAGAACAGUCACUGGAGCAACAACAGUCACUGGAGCAAGAACAGUCACUGGAGCAAGAACAGUCACUGGAGCAACAACAGUCACUGGAGCAAGAACAGUCACUGGAGCAAGAACAGUCACUGGAGCAAGAACAGUCACUGGAGCAACAACAGUCACUGGAGCAAGAACAGUCACUGGAGCAAGAACAGUCACUGGAGCAAGAACAGUCACUGGAGCAACAACAGUCACUGGAGCAAGAACAGUCACUGGAGCAAGAACAGUCACUGGAGCAACAACAGUCACUGGAGCAUCAACAGUCACUGGAGCAACAACAGUCACUGGAGCAACAACAGUCACUGGAGCAACAACAGUCACUGGAGCAAGAACAGUCACUGGAGCAAGAACAGUCACUGGAGCAAGAACAGUCACUGGAGCAAGAACAGUCACUGGAGCAAGAACAGUCACUGGAGCAACAACAGUCACUGGAGCAUCAACAGUCACUGGAGCAAGAACAGUCACUGGAGCAAGAACAGUCACUGGAGCAAGAACAGUCACUGGAGCAUCAACAGUCACUGGAGCAACAACAGUCACUGGAGCAACAACAGUCACUGGAGCAACAACAGUCACUGGAGCAACAACAGUCACUGGAGCAACAACAGUCACUGGAGCAACAACAGUCACUGGAGCAUCAACAGUCACUGGAGCAACAACAGUCACUGGAGCAUCAACAGUCACUGGAGCAACAACAGUCACUGGAGCAUCAACAGUCACUGGAGCAAGAACAGUCACUGGAGCAAGAACAGUCACUGGAGCAACAACAGUCACUGGAGCAACAACAGUCACUGGAGCAACAACAGUCACUGGAGCAACAACAGUCACUGGAGCAACAACAGUCACUGGAGCAACAACAGUCACUGGAGCAACAACAGUCACUGGAGCAUCAACAGUCACUGGAGCAACAACAGUCACUGGAGCAUCAACAGUCACUGGAGCAACAACAGUCACUGGAGCAUCAACAGUCACUGGAGCAUCAACAGUCACUGGAGCAAGAACAGUCACUGGAGCAUCAACAGUCACUGGAGCAACAACAGUCACUGGAGCAAGAACAGUCACUGGAGCAUCAACAGUCACUGGAGCAACAACAGUCACUGGAGCAUCAACAGUCACUGGAGCAAGAACAGUCACUGGAGCAUCAACAGUCACUGGAGCAACAACAGUCACUGGAGCAUCAACAGUCACUGGAGCAUCAACAGUCACUGGAGCAAGAACAGUCACUGGAGCAUCAACAGUCACUGGAGCAACAACAGUCACUGGAGCAACAACAGUCACUGGAGCAAGAACAGUCACUGGAGCAACAACAGUCACUGGAGCAAGAACAGUCACUGGAGCAUCAACAGUCACUGGAGCAACAACAGUCACUGGAGCAAGAACAGUCACUGGAGCAAGAACAGUCACUGGAGCAAGAACAGUCACUGGAGCAACAACAGUCACUGGAGCAAGAACAGUCACUGGAGCAAGAACAGUCACUGGAGCAAGAACAGUCACUGGAGCAAGAACAGUCACUGGAGCAACAACAGUCACUGGAGCAAGAACAGUCACUGGAGCAACAACAGUCACUGGAGCAACAACAGUCACUGGAGCAAGAACAGUCACUGGAGCAACAACAGUCACUGGAGCAAGAACAGUCACUGGAGCAUCAACAGUCACUGGAGCAACAACAGUCACUGGAGCAAGAACAGUCACUGGAGCAACAACAGUCACUGGAGCAAGAACAGUCACUGGAGCAACAACAGUCACUGGAGCAAGAACAGUCACUGGAGCAACAACAGUCACUGGAGCAACAACAGUCACUGGAGCAAGAACAGUCACUGGAGCAAGAACAGUCACUGGAGCAAGAACAGUCACUGGAGCAACAACAGUCACUCAAGACGCCAGUAAUACCCAUCCCAACACGGUAAGUUGCUGUGAAC